AAAAGGGAAAUGGCAGAAAACGAGUGGCUAAAUGGGUACUUGGAGGCGAUUCUGAACGUGGGGAGGAACAAAAGUGGCAGAGAGGGGAGGAACCGGAUGAUGGAAAGCCUCAAGCAGACAACAUUCAGCAAGUUUGAUGAAGACAUGUUUUUCACGUCUGAAAAGCUUCUCCAAGUUCAUGAGAAUGGGAAAGAACUAGGGAAGACAUUUAGCCCGACCCAGUACUUUGUUGAAGAGGUUGUUAAUAGAUGCGAUGAAACCGACCUCUAUAGGACAUGGAUUAAGGUUGUAGCAACAAGGAAUUCUCGUGAGCGAAAUAACAGGCUAGAGAAUAUGUGCUGGCGGAUUUGGCAUCUCGCCCGCAAGAAGAAGCAGAGAGAUUGGGAGGAUGCACAAAGGUUGUUAGUGAAAAGGACGUGUGAGCUGGAUAAAAAGGUUCAUAUAGAUUUGUCAGAAGAUCUUUCUGAUCUCUCAGAAAGCGAGAAGGGGAAAGGGGAAGUCAUCAGUAAAACAGAUUCUCUCUCUCAUAUGCCAAGAAUUAACUCAGAUGCACAUAUAUGGUGUGAUGAAGAUAAACCGAGACAGCUGUACAUUGUUCUGAUCAG
Messenger RNA from Cuscuta epithymum, 605 nucleotides. NCBI's taxonomy places the organism in Eukaryota, Viridiplantae, Streptophyta, Magnoliopsida, Solanales, Convolvulaceae. The record is from the annotation of a GenBank genome assembly.